Molecule: messenger RNA, 1914 nt
Organism: Cyphellophora attinorum
Lineage: Eukaryota; Fungi; Ascomycota; Eurotiomycetes; Chaetothyriales; Cyphellophoraceae
Product: tRNA modification GTPase GTPBP3, mitochondrial
Exons: 2
Coding region: 1-1914 (637 amino acids)
Biological process (GO): tRNA wobble uridine modification; tRNA methylation
Cellular component (GO): cytoplasm; mitochondrion
Molecular function (GO): GTPase activity; protein binding; GTP binding
Source: RefSeq, a predicted model, not a curated record
AUGCUUUCAUGCGGGUACACGGUGUCCCUUCGACGUGCGGCCUUGACUGGCGCGACGCGUCUGGCCAGCUCUGGGCCCUAUAUUCGAAGAUGGCCUACUAAAAACAGCUUCCUGGCCAAGAGAUUCGCUGCAUCUCUACCAUUCGUCCGAAGCAAGGACCUGCCUACGGUUGACACCAUCUAUGCAUUGUCUACUGCCCCGGGCAGGGCCGCUAUAGCCAUCAUUCGUGUCUCCGGACCCGCAUGUCUUGACAUAUACGGAGCGUUGUGCCCGGACAAGCCGUUCCCUACUCCCAGAGUCGCAACUCUGCGCAAGCUAUAUACCCCUAGGACAGGUGACCAUGCUGCCGCCACGGUCCUUGACUCCGGCGCACUGGUCCUCUACUUCCCCGCUCCAGCCACUGUCACAGGCGAGGACAUCCUUGAACUACACGUUCACGGCGGCCCAGCCAUCGUCCGCUCCAUCCUCUCCGCAAUCCCACUUUCCAAUCCGCGCGACCGCCGCAAGCCAGCACACUACAGUCUUAUCCGGCCUGCCGAGCCGGGAGAGUUCACAAAGCGAGCCUUUUACAAUGGCCGCAUUUCCUUACCAGAAGCGGAGUCACUAGGAUCCCUGCUCGCCGCAGAAACAGAGCAGCAGCGCAGGCUGGCGGUGCUGGGCGCAGAGUCAGGUCUCGCGGAAAGAUACGAGCGAUGGCGACAGAUACUGCUGUACGCAAGAGGAGAGCUUGAAGCACUGAUCGACUUCUCCGAAGAUCAGCACUUCGAUGAGUCCCCCACAGAGUUGAUCGCUUCGGUGUCGAUACAAGUUAGGGCUUUGCAGGAGCAGCUACGGUUGCAUAUCCAGAAUGCUUCACGAGGAGAAUUGCUGCGAUCUGGCAUUCGGGUGGCUCUUUUGGGUGCGCCAAAUGCUGGGAAGUCUUCUCUACUGAACCGCAUCGUGGGUCGGGAAGCAGCUAUUGUGUCUUCGGAAGAAGGCACAACGCGAGACAUCGUCGAUGUAUCUGUUGACCUUGACGGAUGGCCCGUUCGACUUGGUGACAUGGCCGGGCUACGUACCACUCCAACUACCUCGUCUGCAACAAUCUCCUCACCCUCAGCUGCGAUCGGUGAGAUCGAGAAGGAAGGUAUCCGUCGAGCCCGUGCCCGUGCUCUGGACUCUGACGUUGUCAUCAUCCUGCUCUCUCUCGAAGCCAACGCUGAUGGUACUGUCGGCCUUCACUUGAACGACGAGGUGCGCGCCGCCGCAAAAGAGUGCCAGUCGGCCGGCAAGACCCUUGUUGUGGCCGUCAACAAGGCAGACCUUAUACCAGGCCUUGCUACCUCGGAAACGACUAAGACGGCUAUGCGACGCUACAUCUACAACACACUUCCCGGCCUCACCUCUGCUGACAUCCACUUUCUCAGCUGCAGAGAUUCGACUACCGCCACACUUUCGAGCUCUCCGAGCGCCACUGCAAGCACCAAGUCCACCACCAACGAAACAGCAACUUACUUCCCAGCCUUCAUGACCGCCCUAACGCAGACCUUCGCGAAGCUCACCUCCGCUGCCGCAACGACAACAUCUCCCUCGCCAGACGCCCACACCGCAUCAAGCACUCCUGAGCAAUUGCAGAUCACCCCACAAGAAGCACACUCCUACUACGCCGCUUCCCUCUCCGUCACGCACCGCCAGAAGACCGCUCGUGCGACUGGGGACAUCGAUCGGGACGUCGAUGACAUCCUCGCUCGAUCAUCCCCGCCGGCAUCGUCAUCGCAAGAAGAUGAGGGAGAAGUAGACAUCGUCGCCGCAGCAGAACACCUCCGCUACGCCGCGGCAGCUUUGGCUAAACUUACGGGCACGCAAAUGGGAGGAGAUGGUAGUGGUGGAGCAGGGGAUGUGGAGGAUGUAUUGGGUGUUGUUUUUGAAAAGUGA